Messenger RNA from Larimichthys crocea (large yellow croaker), 1081 nucleotides. It is a transcript of the gene fam240a, whose product is annotated as family with sequence similarity 240 member A. The record is from RefSeq and is a predicted model, not a curated record. The transcript is spliced from 4 exons. Lineage: Eukaryota; Metazoa; Chordata; Actinopteri; Sciaenidae. Bases 175 to 408 code for a protein of 77 amino acids.
ACAUUUAUCUUUAAUGACUCAGGAUGUGACAGUUUACUGGGUGGAGAGAGAGAGCAGCAGGCAGAGCACAGAGAGAGAGAGAGACUGAUUUACAGGCUGUUUGACUGACUGCACUUCAUCACACUCAUCCACCCUGUGACGCUGACGGAGGCUCAGCUGACGCUCUGAACAAAGAUGAACCUGGCUCUGAUCCAUGACAGACUGCACAUUAAGACGUUCUGGGAGAAGAGGAUUGACAGUCAGUGUCAGCAUGCUGAGAGCGAGGAGCAGAGGAUGGAGAGGAGUGCACUCAACAAGCUGAGGGAGGAAUGGCUGGUCCGUCUGGAGAACCGAACCAAACACCUGAAGAGCCUGAAUGACAACUACACCAGGAAGAUGAAGAUGGAGAGGUCAGCUAACCAAACAUGAGUUCCAACAAGCAGGGAUGAAGAUGCAGCAUGUCAUCCUCAUGUGGAUGACAGUAAAGACACUUUGACAAAUAAAUGCUUCGAUCUGACAAACACUUGAGAUCUGAUCUGAGACUCACUGUGUUUUAUUUCAUUCUGUCGACUGAACGUGAUGUGAGGUCAUUUGUGUCAGAAAAUAAUGAAACUCGGUGUAAAUAAAGUUUCUUAUCUGUGCAGGCCACAGAAAGAUACAACAUGUUAAUCAAUGAGCUAAGCUAAUCGACCACUGGUCUCAUGUAAUGUUUCAAACCAGAAGCUGCUGGAUAAUGGCGGAUUAUCCCCUCUGGGCUGGGAGCGAGUUGCUGCCCCAGGUGAAGUAGUUCAAGUAUCUUGGGGUGCAGGUGCGACAUCUGCAGUACUGUGGACGUUGAACUGGACCAAUGUGGUUCCAUUUUCCAGUCCAUCUACGUUCCAACCCUCACCUAUGGUCAUGAGCUUUGGAAAGUGACCUAAAGAAGAAAAAGUGGGUUUCCUCCACCGGGUGGAAACCAGACUUUGAGAUAGGGUGAGGAGCUUGGAGUCGACCUGAAAGGAGCCAUCUGAGGUGGUUCAACGUCUGAUUCAGGCGCCUUCCUUUGGAGCUGUUCCAGGCCCGUCCAACUGGAAGGAGACCCAGAAGACGUUGGAGGGACUAC